UGAUAAACUAAAUUUCAUGCGGGUGAAGCCGCGGGCAAAAGCUAGAAUAAAAUAGAAUGUUGGAGCCGACGGAGCGCGAGCCGCGGCCGGGAAGCCACGACAUGAAGCCUCAGGACGACUACAGGAACGGCGACGACGGCGGCGGCUGCGGCAGCGCGUCGGGCUCGGAGGACAGCUCGGGCGCGGAGGGCGCGGACGAGCUGUCGCUGCGGGACGCGGCGGCGCCGGCGCGCGCGCUGCUGGCGCUCAACGCGCUGCGCAAGUCGCGCCAGCACUACGACGCCGUGCUCGUGGCCGACGGCGCCGAGGUGCCGGCGCACCGCGCGCUGCUGGCCGCCGCCUCGCCCUACCUGCUCGAGGCCUUCCAGGCGCCGCCGCCCGCCGGGCCCGCGCCCGCGUCCGUCGCGCUGCGCGUCGAGGGCGUCGACGCCGAGGCGCUGCGCACGCUCGUGGAGUACGCCUACACCGGCCGCGCGCGCGUGCGCGAGCCCGCCGCCGCGCGCCGCCUCUACCGCGCCGCCUGGCGCCUGCGCGUCGAGCCCGUGCGCGCGCACCUGGCGCGGGCCCUGGCGCGCCGGCCCGCGCCCGCCGACGCGCUGCUCACGCGCGCGCUGCCCGACCUCGAGCCGCACCUGCUGCGCGACCUCGACGCCUACAUCGCCGACCACUUCGACGAGAUCUGCGCGAGCGGCGCGCUGGCCGCGCUGCCCAAGAUCAACAUCGAGAUGCUGCGCGAGAGCAGCGCCGAGGGCGGCGAGGAGACGGCGCCGGCGGUGGCGGCCGCCGCGCUCACGUGGCUGCGCGAGCGCCAGGCCGCCGACCUCGACCUGGAGGAGCUGUGCUCGCGCACGCACCUGCUGUUCGUGGACGCGCGCGGCGCGCUGCGCGACUGCGGCGAGCUGCCGGCGUCGAGCGGCGAGGCGCCGGCGCUGGGCGAGUACCGGCGCGAGGCGGCGGAGCGCGCGCGCGGCGGGCGGGUGGAGACGAAGGCGCCGGUGGCGGCGGCGGCGGGGACGGCGCUGGGCGCGCGCGUGGCGCGUGCGGGCGGCGCGGCGGAGUGCAGCGUGGUGGCGGCGCGCACGGCGGGCGGCGGGUGCACGCGCGCGCUGGUGGCGCUGCGCGGGCGGCUGGCGGCGGCGCGCAUCUCGUGGCGCGCGGCCGGCGGCGGCAUCACGCGAGGCGGCGUGCUCGGCGGCGCGCGCGAGCCCGAGGGCGGCGACCGGCUGGCGGCGCUGUCGUGGGCGCGGUGCGCGCUGGGCGCGGCGGCGCUGGGCGGGCGGCUGGUGGCGUGCGGCGGCUACGACCGCGCGCGCGUGCUGCGCGCCGCCGAGGCCUACGACCCCGCCACCAACACGUGGGCGCCGCUGCCCGACCUGCGCGGGCCGCGCGCGCGCUUCCCGGCCGCGCGCCUCGGCGACGCGCUGUUCGCGCUCGGCGGCAGCGACGGCCACGCCGACCUCGACUCCGUGCACGCGCUGGCCGCCGGCGCCUGGACUGUGCGCGCGCGCCUGCCGCUGGCCCGCACGCACGCCGCCGCCGCCGCCGACGACGCGCGCCGCCGGCUCUACGUCAUCGGCGGCUGGGCCGGCGGGCUCAGUCUGCGCCGCGUCGACUGCUACGACCCCGACGCCGACGCCUGGGCUGACGCUCCACCAUUGAUCACUGGGCGGUCGCAGUGCGCGGGCGUGUACUGGGCCGGCGCGCUGUGGGCGCUGGGCGGCUGCGACGCGUGGCACUGCCUCGCCUCCACCGAGACGCUCUCGCUGGACGCGCCCAACGCCGUCUGGACGCCGGGGCCGGCGCUGCCGACGGCGCGGCGCUCGGUGGGCGGCGCGCAGUGGCGCGGGCGGCUGGUGUCGGCGGGCGGCUCCGACGGCGCCGCCUCGCUGCGCCGCACCGACUUCCUGCUGCCCGGUGAGACUCGUUCCUUCACAGCUGUACGACUGCACCCGGUGGGCGGCGCGCAGUGGCGCGGGCGGCUGGUGUCGGCGGGCGGCUCCGACGGCGCCGCCUCGCUGCGCCGCACCGACUUCCUGCUGCCCGGCGCGGACGCGUGGUCGGCGGGCCCCUCGCUGCGGCGCGCGCGGGCGGCGCUGGGGCUGGCGGUGCUGGGCGGCGCGCUGUACGCGGUGGGCGGCUUCGACGGCAAGCAGUUCCUGGCCUGCGUGGAGACGCUGCGCGAGCCCGACGCCGAGUGGACCACGCUGUGGGCGCCGUCCGCGCCGCCCGCGCCCCUCGCGGCCGGCGCGUCUCCCGAGGAGCCCGGCGAGAAGCUGUACUGAUAGCGGCCGCCUCGUGCCGACCCCGCGCUGCGAUCGCCGGCUUUUACCCGUGGUCCCCCCAACAUGUCCCCCUGGUGGGUCCACGGGUAAUUUUUUUUACCCGUUGUCCCACCGUUCUGAACAGUGUUUGCCAGUGGGUCUACGGGUAAUUUAUUUUAACCAUGGUCCCACCGCACUGAGUGGCAAACGUUGCAUGUCACCUAUGUCUGGGAUGAAAUAUCAAACGCCGAGUAGGAUAUGAGUGACUUUAACCCACAUGUGUGAUGUGAUUCAUCCCAACUAGUCCCAACUAAUCCCAACUAUAUCCUAACUAAUAUUAUAAAUGCGAAAGUAACUCUGUCUGUCUGUCUGUCUGUCUGUCUGUUACGCUUUCCCGCUUAAACCUCGCAACCGAUUUUGAUGAAAUUUGGUAUAGAGAUAGUUUGAGUCCCGGGAAAGAACAUAGGAUAGUUUUUAUCCCGGUUUUUGAAACAGGGACGCGCGCGAUAAAGUUUUUCUGUGACAGACAAAAUUCCACGCGGGCGAAGCCGCGGGCGGAAAGCUAGUAUAGUAUAAAGAUAUUAUGGUGCCGUACCUACCUAUAAUUAUUUUCUAUAUUAAUUAUAGAUUUUUUUAUAAUAUUAUAGAUACCUAGGCUAGGUGACAAGCAAUGUUUGCCACUUAGUGCGGUGGGACCAUGGUUAAAAUAAAUUACCCGUGGACCCACCAGGGGGACAUGUUGGGGGGACCACGGGUAAAAGCCGGCGAUCGGACGCUGCGGAGGCGGGUAGGUCCCGGCGCGACGUUCCGAUCGCGGGCGACGCGCGUGGAAGCGUCCCGUUGCGAGGGCGCAGCUUCUUUUCGUAACGGAGCGCGUGUGACACGCUGUCUGUACGGCUAGCACGAAAAACUUUCGAGUUCAAAUCGUUUGCGUACUCGAAUCGCCAUCAAAAGAUUUAGUAAGAAAACUACAACAGCGCCCUUGUGAACGUGUCGUAAAGUGAACUUAAUAUGAGAUGUGGUUGCACGAAACUUAUUUUGAGAAUCAAAAUUGUCACGUUAUUGUUUAAUUCGAAGACUGAGUAUCGAAUUUUAUCGAGUACGCAAACGAUUCGAAGACGAAAGCUGUUCAUGCUAGAGGUACUGAAGUUUCUAUUUCACGUUUACUUAUUGUCUGACUGAGCAGACUUCAAGUUGCAGUAACCGUUAGGUUGAUAAAAUGAGAGUAUUCUAUUGAAUCAUGUAACAAAAAAAAACCAUGAAAAUGUCUUCGAUAUGGAUUACUUUUGCGAUAAUUGAUCACUAAAUAAUUUGGACAGCGUAAUGUGUAUUGGGUCACUAUGAAUUAAGAUUAAUGGCUAACUAAUCUGUGAAGUCACGCGAGCGCACGUCGCAAUUUCUAUUGAUAUACUUCGCUACGAUAGGCUACGGAAUAUAUGUAAGAAGUGAGCACCGUCAUCAAUAAAUUAUAUUAGUGAGGUUUUAGGUGUUAUCGUGUAAUAUUCAAGUGUACAAAUAAUCUUUGUUAUAAAAUAACAUCGUAUUUUGUAGUAAUUUUGAAAUAUUUUGUGUACGAUCAGCGUGUGUAAGAGAUACUUUAUAAAAUGCCGUUAUUGGUUGGUUAACAAAUGUUUGUUCCUGUACCGGCGCUCGCUCGCCGUGCCCGAGCACGCGCCGCCCGGGCCUCGUCCCGUGGCCUGGCAGGCACCCGCGUCGUGGCCUGGCAGGCACCCGCGUCGUGGCCUGGCAGGCACCCGCGUCGUGGCCUGGCAGGCACCCGCGUCGUGGCCUGGCAGGCACCCGCGUCACGGCCUGGCAGGCACCCGCGUAGUCUGGCAGGCCGAGGCCCGACGCACGGCGCGACCCAGUGCCUUCGUUUGUUUCCGCGAACUUCACCGACAAAAGUUCUUAGGGACGGUUUCAUUGUGAUAUUUAGAGUAAUUAUGUUCGGUCGCCGCGCCGCUGUCGUCGGCCGUCGACGUUACCCUGGUUCCGAGAUUUCGUCUAUCGGGACUUUGUUCCUUUGACCACCAGACGUAUUACAUUUUGAUUUUUACAUGACGAGGCAUACACUAUGAAUAAAUAUUUGAAUAGACGGGAUCUCUGAAUCGGGUUCACCUUUUGACUAUGAAAUGUGUUUCGAGACGUUUACCCGCUGUGCGAGCGCUGACCGAAGCCCCGGGACUAAGUUUUAUAUGUAUAGUUUAGUCGUGCGGUGAGAUGGUUAAAGUAAUUAGAUAUUGUGACAUCGCGGCGCCGCUCGCGCGCCAUUGACCGAGAAAGCAUAAAACAAACUUGCCAUACACAUGCGCGCUAUACGACUAGUGUAGAGCGGCGCCGCGACCCGCCUCGGCGGUCACAACUAGAUUGUACGAUUAUUUUCUGUACUAGGUAUUAUAAUUUGCGUCCUACGCUGUUAUUUUAUUUUUACUUUUAAUUUGAAGACGCCCCGACCGCGCCAGAUCUUCGGGCUUUUACUGUCCUGUUAACGUAAUUUUAGAAAAUUCUAAUUUAUUAACAUAAAGUUAUAAAACGGCGGUCUCCUCGUCUUCAUCUAACCAAGUGUUACGUACGCGGUGAUUCACUCCUUGCAUGAACGAACCAUGACUUUUACUCAUUUAGAUGUAGUUGUACAAUCACUGAAACCUGUCAUUUACCUACACAGUGGCCUUGCCGACAGUGAAUUGGCUGUGACAAUGAAUACUAAUUUUGCGUAAAUUAGUAUGUAGUAGCGACGUUACAUGGAAACGAGGAGAUCUCUGUGCAGCGGUAGCAAUAAGAUAAGUACCUACUUAGAUUGUGGCGGGCGGCGCGGCGGGGCGCGCAUAGUUAAUAUUUACACUAAAAGACAUUUAGCAGAAUGGUCGAGGUCUCCACACCUCACGUAUUCAUCGCCGUAUAAUGUGCACACAAAAGGAAAUGAAUUUUGUAUACUUUUAAGGAGCUUAAUGAAAUUGCAUUUAAGAAAAACAUUCCCUUUACGAUGCUUUUAAUACAAUGAAUUUUACACGUUUUAAAAUAAGCAACCCUUUGCAUUUAUACGAUUUUAAUAUUGCGAUAUUGCACGAUGUUGGUGUAUUUUAAAAUCAAACGGAAGUGAAUGCGCGAGGUGUAGGGCGAGAGAGCUUGUAUGUAUUGUGUGCGUGUGUGAGUUCACUCGGAAGAAAUCUUCGGAUUGGUCCCCACAAACAAAUCCAAUAACGCAAUGAUGAAUACGCGGCGUUUUUAUUGCGUCGAUAUUUUUGUGUUAUGGAUAGGGGGUCCCCUCUUGCAGCCGUAAAAAAAUAGGAUUGUGAUAAGGAGUGUCCAAUUUUAGUAUAAUCCAGUCCAUAGACAGAUCGUAUCUCUUGCCGUUGUCACAGGGUGUUUUUUUACUAAAUACUAAUUUCAUCUAAAUUGCGAUCAGUUUUUGGGUUGAAUUAUUAUAGUAAUUCAUAAGGUCAUCGCUCACGUGAAGUUUCAUUAUCUUAUCAACAUCGCCUUCACUAAAUAUAAACCGACCACAGGCGAGAACUGUUGCUGGUUCCAAUUCUACAAAAAAUAGCUAUUUUCAUCUUUGUAACGGGGCGAUGUGAAUCCGGUAAUGGGGCAUGCUAUGCCGCGGCUUUGAUCCGGUGGGUAAUGGACAGUACGCGAUGUCAAUGUCGUCUAAAACGAGAGCCGCGAAGAUUUCUUCCGCCGUGGAAUGGCUGCCCUUGCCGCGAUGUGCGUUACUACUGUCAGUAUUCAGUAUUGUUUAUGUUUAACUCAAUAAAUAUUCCAUUUAUUAUUACAA
Messenger RNA from Ostrinia nubilalis (European corn borer), 6036 nucleotides. Its product is annotated as influenza virus NS1A-binding protein homolog A-like. The record is from RefSeq and is a predicted model, not a curated record. Gene Ontology annotation, molecular function: protein binding. The transcript has 9 exons. NCBI's taxonomy places the organism in Eukaryota, Metazoa, Arthropoda, Insecta, Lepidoptera, Crambidae. The coding region runs from base 57 to 2282 and encodes 741 amino acids.